Messenger RNA from Pseudozyma hubeiensis SY62, 2355 nucleotides. Its product is annotated as C6 transcription factor. Gene Ontology annotation, molecular function: DNA binding; zinc ion binding; DNA-binding transcription factor activity, RNA polymerase II-specific. Gene Ontology annotation, cellular component: nucleus. Bases 1 to 2355 code for a protein of 784 amino acids. The transcript has a single exon. Gene Ontology annotation, biological process: DNA-templated transcription; regulation of DNA-templated transcription. Lineage: Eukaryota; Fungi; Basidiomycota; Ustilaginomycetes; Ustilaginales; Ustilaginaceae. The record is from RefSeq and is a predicted model, not a curated record.
AUGUCCAGACCGCACUCUACCUACCCCUCGGCGCCAUGGGCGUCCAGUAGCGAGCACCACAAGGCUCCCUCCCAUUACCACCAGCAACAGCACCAGGCGCAACAGCCUCACCUCGUUCACUCGGCCUACUCUGCAUCCGCUGGUCCUUCCACCUACCGCGCUCUCUCCAGCGGCCACGCAGCAUCAUCCAGCUCUGCGCCUCACCACUCGCAUGCCCCGGACACCUGGGCGCAUCGAUCUGUCUCCGCCUCUGGCCCACCCACCUCGCCUCUGCCACCCACAUAUGCUUCAGCAGUGCAGGGUAACACCAACACAUCGACCGAACAGCCCAUCAUCCGCACCACCCACGUCACCUCGGAUGGCACUACCAUCUACGCGGCCACAGGGCGCAAGCGCAAGCGUCUGCAAAAAGCCUGCGUCGCCUGCCACAAGGCCAAACGUCGAUGCGACGGCGGUCUGCCCUGCUCCAACUGCGACUUUAGCGGUCGCACUUGCUGCUAUUCGGACUCCAAUGGCAAGAUGGUGCUCCCCACCGCACGUGUGGCCAACGAAGCCGGUUCGUCUCCGGGUCCUGCUGGUCAUCCCGGUGCUAGCCUCCACCCUCCCGAGGCGCUCACUCCUACCUACGGAGCUAUCGCCUCGGCCUCCAGUCCCAACGGCAGCGAAAUCUCUGGACGCGCUCGCGCCAACACUCUAAGCUCCAAGUCGAGUCCCAUGUCGUUGCCUCGCAUGGAAGGAUUGCCCACCAUCGAUGAUGUCGCGCCUGAACGCAGGAGGGACCUCAUCAGCAUCUUCUUCUCCCAGAUUCACCCAUUCAGCUGCGUCAUGGACGAGAUCUCUUUCCUGCGCGACCUCUCCACCUCCGAGGUGCCCGCCUACUUGCUCAUGGCUAUGUUCGCGCUCGCUGCUCGCUUCGAGCAGGGAAUCAGCGAGGCUGAGCGCGAGCGUCGCUUUGCUCAGGGUGAGGCUUUUGCUCGCUCUGCCCGUCGCAUGCUCCAGGAGGAGGACCAGGAUGGCUUCACGCUUCUCGAUCGCCCAGACGUCGAUCUCGCCCUCACGCUCUGCUUCCUCGCCGCGCACGAAUUUGGCAUGGGCCGUCUUCAGCGUGCGCUGUCCUACUCGAACGACGCCGUGCGCAUCAUCGCCUCACUCAAGCUCGUCGAAGGUCAGCUGCCACCGGCCCGCAAGAACAACUAUGGGCGCGACUCGUUCGCCUCAUCGUCGUGGCCCCGUCGCGCCACCUGCGAGCGCCUCGUGCUGCUUGCGUGGACUCUCGACAUGACCCUCGCCGCCCUAGCCUCCCAGACAUCGAGUGUGCGCCGAUCGGAUGUUCUCGCUGCUGGUCGCAAGUUUGGCACCUCGGGUGACGAGGCGCGCGACGAUGUUACCAAGUCGUUUGCUCGCCUUGCCGAGAUCGCUACCGUUUUUGGUCUCGUGAUCGAUGCCAACGAGCCGUGCAGCAAGGGCGAGGAGGCGCUUCAGUCGUGGGCAGGUGCGCUCGUCGUCGAGCACAAGUUUGACGACUACAACAUGAAGUCGGCCAGCCGUCUGCUCGAGGAGCCCGAGGCGAGCGCCGCCUCGCAUCGCGCCUGGUUCUGGGCGCAGAUGCACCUAUUGGCAGAGUGCUCCGUCUUCCUCAUGGAAGCUCGUCGCGCCGGUGGCCCUCAGGCUGACCGAGGCCAGCAAAAGGCGGCGCUGGACAACAUCAACCUGAUCUUGUCGGUGCUCAGCAUCACGGGUCGCCGCAACCUGUUUGCCUUCCCUGCUCUGCUCAUCUGCACGCAGUACAGCCGCGCUGCGCCCGAUGCCUCGCGCUGGUGGGCCACGGCGCGUCAGUGCUGGAACAUGUCUGAGCAGCAGAUCGCCGACGCCGCUCGGUUUUUUGUCAGGCCCAGUAACGACGCCCCCUCCCCACGUCCAAGGGGCAUGGGAUCCGAUGCCAGUGAGUCGUUGAAGCUCCCAAGGCUGUCCAGCUCGUCUACUGGGAGCAACUCGGGACGAUCCAACGCUCUGCCUUCGAUCGGCAGGCUUCCGUUGCCAUCGCUGCGCCUCUCGCCUCCGCUGUUCCCCAAGGAGAACCGCUCGCCACGCAGCUCGUUUGGCUCCAGGAGCGAUAACGGUGCGGGCGACAACGACGGCAUGAGCAGUGGCAGCAGCCCGGACUCUUCCUCCAUCUCGCCUCGCUCGGCUCCUUUGGAGGUCGGUUCGGAUGAGUAUGUUUCUGUGAUCGCCAACCGCGGCUCGCGAUCGCCCCCGCUGUCGUCGCAGGCCUUUACCAAGGAUCCUCGCAGCUCCUGGUCGCCCAUCUCGUCGUUGCGUGGUGAGAAGCGCACCAUCUCCGCCAUUUCCACUUGA